Messenger RNA from Scleropages formosus (Asian bonytongue), 6361 nucleotides. RefSeq names its product listerin E3 ubiquitin protein ligase 1 (gene ltn1). The record is from RefSeq and is a predicted model, not a curated record. Gene Ontology annotation, molecular function: ribosomal large subunit binding; zinc ion binding; ubiquitin protein ligase activity. NCBI's taxonomy places the organism in Eukaryota, Metazoa, Chordata, Actinopteri, Osteoglossiformes, Osteoglossidae. Gene Ontology annotation, cellular component: cytosol; RQC complex. Bases 105 to 5471 code for a protein of 1788 amino acids. The transcript is spliced from 30 exons. Gene Ontology annotation, biological process: rescue of stalled cytosolic ribosome; ribosome-associated ubiquitin-dependent protein catabolic process.
GUUCCCGGUGGCUGCUCAGCCUGACGUGUGCGAGUUUCCCGCAAGUGAACGGGCUCCGGAAAGCUGCUAAGAAGUUGGCUAAACCGUACAAUAAAUGAGAGAAGAUGGGGGGCAAGAAUAAACAGAGAACCAAAGGAAAUGUUCGGCCCUCCAGCAGCGGCAGAGCCGCCGAGCUUCUGGCCAGAGACAGCGGGCUCCUUCCGUGCUUCGUGGGCUUCGGCUCGUCCACGUCCCACGACCUGGGCUACGUGCCCGCGCUGCACGGCUCCGAGGACAUCGACAGCCUCGUGGACGCCGACUUCCGGCUGGUCCUGAGGAAACUGUCCAAAAGAGACACGGUCACUAAGUUAAAGGCUGUUCAAGAAUUCGGCAUCAUGUGUCAAGAGCGGGAGGCAGAGGUGGUUAAAGGUGUGCUGCCUUACUGGCCCCGGAUAUACUGCAAGAUCUCAGUGGACCAUGACCGCCGCGUGCGUGAGGCCACUCAGCAGGCUUUCGAGCAGUUGAUCCUCAAAGUCAAACGCAGCCUGGCUCCGUACCUUAAAAGCAUAAUGGGACACUGGCUCAUCGCUCAGUGUGACACGUAUCCUCCGGCGGCCUCUGCUGCCACUGUGGCGUUCCAGGCGGCCUUUCCGCUCAACAAGCAGGCGGAGGCGCUGGGCUUCUGCAAGGAGGAAGUCCUGAAUAUUCUUCAGGAUAACCUGCUAAAGGAAACCCCAGAGACUCUCAGUGACUCUCAGUGUGUCCCAGAGGAGGAGAGGUUGGCCAAGUACACACGCCUGGUCACCAGCUCCUUCCUGGCACUGAAGAAGCUGCUGGCCACCUUGUCCCAGCAGGACCUGGAUGCGCUGGCCGAGCGUCUCCCACACCUGGCUGCACAGAGCAAGUUCUGGAAGUACAGCAGACACAAGACCCCGCAGAUCAGGGGGGCUUUCUUCGAGGCUGUGUCGGCACUGUGUGACCGCACACCUAAGCUGGUCCAGGCACAAGCGAGUUGCGUCUGCCCUGCGGUCCUCCUGAGCAUCGAUGAUACAGACCCCGUGGUGCUGCCCCCGCUCUGGGAGGCAGUGCUCCAUGUCCUGUCCAACAUCCCGGACUGCUGGACCCAUGUGAAUGCCAGGAAGGGGGUGCUGCCCAAGCUCUGGCUGCUGCUAAGAGAGGGGGGCAAAGGCCUAGCCACUAUCCUGCAUCCAAACCUGCUACCCUUCAUCAGCAAGCUGCCCAAGGACAUCACAGUGCCGCAGCUGGACUUCUACUGCAUCUUCUUUACCUCCAUCAUUCAGGGGCUGUCCAGUGAGCGUGCAGCCUCCAGCCCCUCAGAGAGCGCCGCCAUUGUCUGCGCCACUAUGGAGUGUCUGCGCUUCAGGGUUCUGCAGAAUGCCAGUGAGGAUGAAGACAGCCGCAGUGUUCAGAGAAUGCUCCUUGUGGACCAGCUCCUGCCCUUGGUGGACCGUGCGGUGGGCAGUGUUCUGCUGCAGCACGGUCCACUCUUCGCCCAGGUCACGGACAUGUUGGUCUCCUGGGAGAAGCGGGCGGGGUUGGGGUCUGGCCCCACUGAUGAGGACAGUGCUGUUUCCAGGGAUCCCAUCUUCCGUGAACUUGUGGCUGACUUCUGGGAGGGUCUGGGGCGGAUGUGUGUGUAUCGUGUGGACCAGGAGGAGGAGCGAGAGGAGGCGCUAGUGGGCCUGGCCACUCUGUUGCGUGUGAUGCAGAACCCUGCAAGACCGAAUUGGAGGAAGAAGACGGCUAAGAUCUGCUUUUCUGACCCAGGGGACAGUGAAGGAGGGCCCGAGGGGGAGGAGGAAGGGAAGGGCUCUAUUCCAGCAGAUGGGCAUGAGGGGCCAUCACUGCUGAGGAGUGGGCACCUGGAGCAGCUGGUGUGCCAGCUGGCGGAGCUUGCCAUGGUGCAUGUGACAGAACGUGACUCAGAGAGGCACCUGCGUUUCCUCUCGGUGCUCCUCGCCUCCUUCCCCUCCCACCAGUUGUUUCGAGUGCUGCUCGAGCCUGGGACAGAGGAUUUCCCAGAGGAUGGGGAGCAAGAGGCCAUGAUGGGGCUUGAGGGACAGGGAGAGCAUAGGGCAGCACUGGCUCGCAACCCGGCAGUCAUCUUCCUCUUCCAGAAGGUGGUAGUCUGGCUCAAGCAGGAUUGGAGGGAGGACACUGAGCUCCUGGUCAACAUGAUCUUCAGUGUGCUUCACUGCUGUGGCUCCCGGGAGGAGAAGACCAUCAUCCUGAACCACAUCACCGAACAGAUGGAGCUUAGAUGGGGCAUCCUCCUUCAGAUCAUCCAAAAGGCCUGUGAUGACCCAGUGGCCCUGGAGGCCUCAGUGGGCUGGUUGAAGGGUCCGGUACUGGGUGAGAAGCUGGUUGGCCUGGCGCGGGAACUCUGUGCGGUGGGACUGAGGGGCCCGAGAGGGUCUGUACCCACCCACAUCCAUACACACAGCUGGGCUCUCAUCAGCCUGGUGCUUUCCCAGCAGCUUAACAGCGAAGCAGUAAUUGGUGAUGUGUACGUACAAAAAAUCAUCGAUCAGCUCCAUGCCACUCUGUCGGACGCCAAAGAUCUGUCGGAUGCCGGCAACAUGAGGCCGCUGGUGUCCUUCAUCUGUGAUGUGGCGUCCAACUUCUUCUCCUCUAUGAAGGGCUGCCUUCUCCUGGCAUCGGCUGAGGAGCUGCUGCUGACGCUCUUCCAACUCUGUGCACAGGACCAGGAUGUGACACGUCUCUCUGAUUCCUUGCUCCAGAAGCUAAGGCACGCCUGCUUCACCGGCGUUUGCUCAUUGGUCACGCAUGCCGAACCCAAGCUCAAGGAUGGCACUUUCCUACACAGCGUCGCCACAUGGGUCAGGAACCAGCUCCUCACACCUGCCUUGACAGUAAAAAGCCUCCAGGUGUUGGUGGCGGCAGUGCAGAGCUUGGCAGAAUCCUUGGUUGGUGCCGGUCAACGGGGCUCGCACCUGCUGUCACAGUUCAUGAGCCAUCUGACUCCGUCUGAAGAGGAGUGGAGGAGGAUCAGGGAGGCUCUUCCCCCACAGUGGGUGAAGAGCUCGUUGCUGUCAGGACGGCUCAGGGUGACCUGCAGUUACCCGUGCAUGGAUGUGUGGAAGUUCCGCGCCUCAACCAAACUUCCUGCCCACUUGUCGACGUCGGCGCUGCUGGGCCGCAUUCUCCUAACCAUCAUGGACUCAGAUGGCCAGCAGGGGGCAGACAUGAAGUACACAGUUUCGGAGGUGCUGUUUGCGCUGCAGUGGUGCGUGGAGACAGAGAACAGCCCUGCAGUCAUGUCAGACUACUGUGCGUUGCUCCGAGAUCUAAACGUAACCUGGGAAGCAUUCUGUAAGAAGGGCACCACAAACUGUGAUGUGUUAGAAACCCUGUUGGAAAGAUCACUGAAGGAAGGGGCACUGUGGGCCUUGACCCUCGCUAACUACAUCCAGAGUGCAGAAGUCAGCAGCGCUAAUGUUCAGAGGCUCUGCGGAAAUGUGGAGAGCUUUUUCCCUUUAACAGAGGCCAGUCUGAGCACUGUCCUGGUCCUAUGCCCUUCCCUCCCCGCAAAGGAGAAGGAGUCUCUCAUUGCCCUCUGCGUCGCAGCGCUUCUCAACUGGCAGAAUGGCGACCAGGACUUGGUGCAGAUUUAUGCUUUUGGUCUUGCAGGUGGGACAGCUAAUCUUGCGGUCCUGCAGCACUGUUUAAGGACUGGAGCCACAGCCGAUGCAGAGGUGCUGCUUGCUGUUACUGCCACACUAAUGGAAUGGCGCAAUGGCAAGGAGGACCUAUUCCUGUUUAACAGUGACCUGAAAAAGGUGUCUGCUGGGCUCCUGUCACUGAAUGUAGAGAUGAUGCGUUUUCUGAGCUGGGUGACCACUCACUCUCCCGCUGUCCUUCGAGACACACAAUGGGAUAUGUUGCUCUGUUCCAUGCUGGCCUGGCUGGAGACAGCCACUGAGAAUACUGCAGCUUUCUGGAACCCCUGGGUGCAGCUGUUUGUGUGUGAGAACUGCCACUUGAUUGUUACACUCAGCAAGUUCUUCUCAUCGCCCCCUACUGGGGUGGCUGACCAACUGCCUUCCAACUUGACAACUGAGUGGGAGGAGUUCUUCAUGGAGGGGAUCCACACCAGGCUCUUGCCCAUGUUGGUCAAGAUUACAGAGGAGUUCACUGAUCCAGAUGACCCCCUCUUCCCUUUCCCGGUGUUACGCUCUGCUGGGGAGGCACUCUGCUACAUGCCUGUUAGUCUGCUAACUGAGAACAAGCUGCCAGCCCGGUUCAUGGCAGACCAACGGACCAACCUUCCAGAACAGCUGCAGACCCUGCUCAAUACCCUGGCCCCACUGCUUCUCUUCAAGGCCCGUCCAGUUCAGCUCACAGUCUUCCAGAUCCUCAACAAGGUGAUGCCCCAGUUGCCGGAGUUUGACAACGACAGCGAUAAUGCCAAGUGUGAUGAGGAUGAUGAGGAAGAGCCCUGCCUAUCGCCCCCCGCAGCUCUGAUGUCUAUCCUGUUUGAUAUGGAGGAGCUGCUUGAAGGCAUCCUGGGUGGCGUGCAGGUAGGCGAGUUUGCUGUGGUGCAGCCCCUCAGUGACGAGUACUGCUGCAUCCUGGGAUACCUGCUGGCGUGGAAACUCAUCCUCACAUUUUUCAAGGCAUCCCCCUCUCAGCUCCGUGUUCAGUACUCCCUGUACCUCAGAAAGAGUCGUUCUCUCAACAAGCUGCUCCAGCACCUCUUCCGGCUGAUGCCGGAGAACCCCACCCUCCCAGGACAGGUGGCUGAGCCGGGCAGCAAGGACACCAGGACCUUCUUCACAGAGAGCUUGGAUCUUUCCUUGCAUAGAAGCGACUGGCUGGAGAGGGAAGUCCCACACCUUGCCUGCUCAGUGUACUACAGCGCACUGAAAGACCUACCAGCCAUGAUACGCCUGUGGUGGAACGGGCAGGAGAAGCGCGUUUCCAGCACCGUGGAAAAAUUCACCAGCAAGUAUGUGAGUGGCAUGCUGUCCUCACAGGAGAUUGCCUCCGUCCAGGCCAGCACACAGUCCUUUGAGAGCAUGACGGUAAAGGCCAGAUCAACCACAAGGGAGGUCAUUGCCACGUACUCCGUGGAUGACAUCUUCAUCGAAUUGGUGAUCCAGCUGCCACAGAACUAUCCUUUGGGUUCCAUAUCAGUGGAGAGUGGCCGUCGCGUGGGGGUGGCUGUGCAGCAGUGGCGUAACUGGAUGCUUCAACUCAGCACAUAUCUGACGCACCAGAAUGGCAGUAUCAUGGAGGGAUUAGCGCUGUGGAAGAACAACGUGGACAAGCGCUUCGAGGGUGUGGAGGACUGCAUGAUCUGCUUCUCGGUCAUCCAUGGCUCAAACUACUCACUGCCCAAGAAGGCCUGCCGUACCUGCAAAAAGAAGUUUCAUUCAGCAUGUCUGUACAAGUGGUUUACUUCAAGCAACAAGUCAACGUGCCCCUUGUGUAGAGAUACAUUCUUUUAACAACACCACAAUGAAGACCAGUGAUGGACUGACUGACUGUAUAUUUGUACAUAAGACCAGUUGUGUAUCUGAAGUGCUGUGCGCUGCCCUUGCAGGCCCCUGUCACAUGUACUGUUUGGCCUUUAAUUUCUGGAAAUAAAAGGUAUGCCCCAUCUCUGCAAACCAGAUAUUUCAAAAUAAAUGAGCCACGUUCACAAUACGGGCUGCAAUCUGGGACAACAUUUACAAUUUUGUUGAGGCUGUUGAUAAUUUUAGAUUGAAUAUGAUAGUGUGGAAACCCCAUUUGGUUUCCACCAGUUCAGUAUCACUUGAAUGAUGUUUGGAAGAGAGGAUAUACCUUUGCUCUUAUGGUAAUUUCAGAAUGGAAAUAGAUGUGAAAAUGAGAAUUAAAUUAUUGCAACUUAUUGCUUUUUUGAGGUCAGCCUGACAUCUUCAGGAUGGUUUAUUUUUCAGAAGUUCUCCAGUAUAAUUUUCAUAUUGUUUAAAAGAUUUUAUAUCCGUUGUCAUUCUUCUGGGCUCAUACAUAAUACAGCGCACAAGCUAUUGCUGUUUAUUCUUUGGAUAAAAUUGCCCCACCCACCAAGUUAGCUUUUGCAUGAGACCCACAGGCAGACAGAACUGUCAAGGGGGCUCAGCAUGAAAGAACUGUGGAAAAAGAACAGCACCUGAUCAAAGUGUAGCCAAAGCAGAAUAUCUUUCCAAGGACUGUAAAUAUUUAAUAAAACACCACAUUAAAGAACUGUUCGCCUUGCAAAGAUGAUCCAGAUGUUGUAUACUCAGAUUAAACCCAUAUAGGGAAUUUGCUUUUUUGUUGUUUUUGUUCCAUGUAUCAAGUAUCUAAUUGGUAUACAGAGGUAAUGCUGUGAAAUAAAUUACGAAGUAUAAUGAGA